This is a messenger RNA of Melanotaenia boesemani (Boeseman's rainbowfish), 2626 nucleotides long. RefSeq names its product translocation associated membrane protein 1 (gene tram1). The transcript has 11 exons. Gene Ontology annotation, cellular component: endoplasmic reticulum membrane. The record is from RefSeq and is a predicted model, not a curated record. Bases 145 to 1257 code for a protein of 370 amino acids. Gene Ontology annotation, biological process: SRP-dependent cotranslational protein targeting to membrane, translocation; protein insertion into ER membrane. NCBI's taxonomy places the organism in Eukaryota, Metazoa, Chordata, Actinopteri, Atheriniformes, Melanotaeniidae.
GAGUGACACGCCAUUCAAUAGCAGUCUGGCCCUGUGCAUGUCGAAAGCCGAAAGCUCUCCGAGCAGCAGAAUAUCAUACUAUCUGGUAAAAAAGAAAAGAAAGAGACCACAUCUGGUGGCAAAAGUCUCUCCAACUGUCUCGACAUGGGGAUUCGAAAAAAGACUAACAAAAACCCGCCGGUGUUUAGUCAUGAGUUUGUCAUCCAGAACCAUGCAGAUAUUGUUUCCUGUGUUGCUAUGGUGUUCCUCCUCGGGCUGAUGUUUGAGGUCACCUCAAAGUUUGCAGUAUUAUUCAUUACUGUCCAGUACAAUGUGACCACCUCAACAAAUGAAGCCCCAGAGGAGACGGCUGGGAACAAAUUCCACCAUGGCAUCAAGGACUUGGCUACUAUUUUCUUCUACAUGCUGGUGGCCAUCAUCAUGCAUGCCAUCAUCCAGGAGUAUGUGCUGGAUAAACUCAACAGGAAGAAGCACUUCUCCAAAACCAAGCACAGCAAGUUUAAUGAGUCGGGUCAGCUGAGCGCUUUCUACUUAUUCUCCUUCGGUUGGGGCACAAGCAUCCUGCUUUCUGAAAACCUCCUGUCCAGUCCGGUCAGCCUGUGGGAGAAUUAUCCUCAUACACAGAUGCUAUUCCAGAUGAAAUUCUACUACAUCUGUCAGCUGGGCUAUUGGCUACAUGCACUUCCAGAACUGUAUUUCCAAAAAACAAAGAAAGAGGAUAUUCCACGCCAGCUUGUGUACAUCUUCCUGUACCUGGGACACAUCGCUGGCGCCUACAUUCUGAAUCUGAAUCGUCUGGGUUUGGUCCUGCUGGUGUUGCACUACUUUGUCGAGCUCCUGUUCCACUUUUCCCGCCUCAUCUACUUCAGCAACGAGAACAGACAAAUGGGUUUUACCAUAUGGGCUGUCUUGUUUGUCCUUGGGCGGUUGCUCACCCUGUCCUUGUCUGUCCUCACCGUGGGCUUUGGCCUCUCCACAACUGAGAAUCAAGGGUUUGAUUUGGCUGCUGGGAACUUUAAUGUUCCCUUUGUUCGGGUAACUGUCCUGGCUGCCAUCUGCUUCACACAGGCCUUCAUGAUGUGGAAGUUUAUCAACUUUCAGUUGCGCCGAUGGAGAGAGCAUGCCCAGGCUCAGACCAUGAAAAAGAAACAAGCUCCUCCUAAGAGCAAAUCAAAGAAAGACAAAGCCAAUGGUGUAAAUGGAAUGAACUCCCAUGGAGCUGAUUCACCAAGAGCAAGAAAAGAGAAGUCUUCAUAAAAAAAUGAAAGACAUUCCCCUCAGCCUUCCAUACCCCCCUUACCUUAAAAAAACAAAAAAAACAAAAACAUGUCUCCCAGGCUUUCGAGGCUGUGUCCAGCUCCUUGACCUUGAUGCGUUUCCACCUCUCACGCAGGACUGACAUCCUGGCUGGACUUCCAAGAGCCGUUUAGCUUUGCUUGCCGCCAGUCGUCCAGCACACCUUCAAUUCCCAAUCUCUACCUUACCGUUCCAUUAUGAAUGAAACGAAAACAAAUGCAGAAAUAAACUGAUAUAAAGAAAAAAAAAACUUAUUUAAGAAGUGCCUAUUGCUACAGAUUGUUUUGUACAGAGUGUAAUUUUUAGAUUUCAGAAAUGAUCACAUCAGUGUUUUUUCUCCCACAUCAGGUCAUCUGACGCUUUGAAACAGCAUCUAUUCCAUUUAUUUUCCUUUUAUUUAUAACAGUAAGCUCUGCUCCUCCUCUUUGCUGCUGCCUCCUGUCCUUCUCUUGAAGGAUUUUUCCAGACAUAAUGUAGAGUUAACUUUUCUUUGUAAUGUUUGUAUCUUUCCAUGAGUGGGUGUUGUGUAAAGUCUUACAAUGUCCAUUCUUAAAAGAUGCUUUUGCUCAUGUCACUGACACAAAGUCGAUGCAGAUCUAUUGAUAGAAAGUAAAGUAUAUUACAACAUUUUCAGUCAGCUCAUGGGUAAGCUGAGCAUAAAUAAAAGCCACCAGGAAGAUUUCAUGCUGCAAGUACAUACAUAGUUCAGUACUGUUCAGAACUGCCAGCGAAGAUGCAUAAAAAUGAUGUAGCAUUUGAUUAUUGGGAGUUGAAAACAGCUUUGAUAUCACAGAACUUAUUUCUUGCCAUGAAUUUCUAUAGAAUUUAUACAGUUGUAUCUAUAAUGCUGUCAAUGACACCUUGUGCUUUAGUUUUUAAUUCUAUAACUUUGUAUGAGAUGGAAAUAUCAGGCAAAACAUCCCUUUAGCGAAGGACUGAAUGUCUGUCUUGUGUAGUCUGGCCUCUUUACAGUGUCUAAGUGGAAUGGUUUUACUGUAUUUGUUUGGUCUUGAAAUUACCUUUUAGGUUAAAAAAAAAAAAAGAUAAUGACAUGUAAAAGCAUGGAUUGCGAAUGAAAACUUUUGUUUUAAGUCUCCCACCCAAACCCCCUACUGAUUGUGCCAAAAGAGUCAGAUUGACUGUUGCUAACCAUAAGCCUUUUACUUACAUACUGUCCCAUAAACCUAUGGAGUGCAGUUAAUACCAACUUGUUCUAACGAAUAAACACAUAAAAGUAGUUUUAAGCACACAGUAGUGGGUUUCUCAUCUUGUCCUGAGGGUCUUUUUCUCUGUAAAAAAAAAUAAAAGAAAAAUGUUCUGGUACAAAAUU